AAAAUGUUUUAUUUAAUACUUUCAUUGCACUUUUAGCAAUUUCUUCUCACUCCAUUUUUCAUACGUGUUGACGUAGAAUCGAGAUUACAAUUAAAACCACUCCAACACGUUUACAUUUCUCGAAUGUCAUUUUGUUUUCCAGUUUUUCCCUCACUUUAUUUUUGAGGACAUAUGUUCAGGGAGGGCUUUGUUCACUUCUCUGCCGCCAAGGGAAGCAAAGGGAGCGAAGAGCGGCUUGGCCGGCUGCAGUACAGGAAUCCGGAUAUGAUGAAAAUGUUUUAGACGCAACAAUCCUCAGCGAGCUACCCGCCAUUGAACGUCGGAGGCGUCGCGAGGAUUAUUAUUGGCAUUUUUUUCAUACGUCAACAGCAUCUGGACGAAGCGGGACUGGGACACUCUGGCAACUUAAAGUCACCGGAAAAGUUUUUGGACGCUCCAAGUUGCUCUUUCACCCGCUGUCCCUUUUUGUUUCGUCCCAACGUCUCCGGGAAAGAGUUGGAGGAAGGAAGGAUGGGCAUAAGUCAGAUUUGAAGCAAGGGAGUUGACAUGUUUGAAAGGCCUGUGCUGAAGGUGAGACGUUGGUUUUCACAGCGCUGAGGGCUGAGGAAAGGGAGGAACCUCUUCUUCUGCUGUGUGUGUCCCCCAAAAGACGACUGUCUCAUGUCCAAGGAGACCGUCUUUCCUCCGGGUGGGCCGGCAGGGCCAAGGAAGGGCCCUCAGCAAGAGACAAGUCCCCUGCUGUCAGCCUCACAAGAUGCUUGUGACAGUGAAUCAUCAGGAAGAACACCGUCUCCCAGGAAACCAGCCUCUGAAGGACAAAGUCACGUGACCGAGGAGAAGCCUAAUUAUUGCGAGCCUGUAAGAACGCAACCUCAGUCUGAGUCCCAGCCAGUGUCCUCGGAGCCUGUUGAGGGAGAAGCUGGCAAGGACCAAAAUGGCUUUCGCCACAACAGCGCUGGCACACCCGCGCUGAGUAACGGCAACGGAAUCCACCCUGGCAUCGGCGGUGCCGGGGCCAUGCGCACAUGCUCCUGCGGUGCCAACAUCGGCGUGGGUGCCAUGGGUGGGUCUGGCUCUGGCACGAGAUCAGUAGCGACUGCGACAACGACAGAGCAGCCUAGGAAGCAGCCGUCCACGCCUGUGUCGCAGAGGAUGCAGAGGAAAUUGAGGUCCAGCUUGUCGGUCAACAGUGACAGCAGCAGACGCAGCAAAGGCAGUUCCACGGGGUCACAGAAACCUCCGUUACCAGAGGACUGCUGUGUCCACUGCAUCUUGGCCUGCCUGUUCUGUGAGUUCCUGACACUUUGCAACAUGGUGGUGGCGCAGGCCUCGUGCGGUGCAUGCACAUCGGAGGCUUGCUGCUGCUGCUGCUGCACUGACGACCUGGGCGACGACUGCAACUCCCCCUGUGACAUGGACUGUGGCAUCAUGGAUGCCUGCUGCGAGUCCUCAGAUUGCCUGGAAAUCUGUAUGGAGUGCUGCGGCAUCUGCUUCCCCACAUAGGGAGGCCUGCGCUGGUGUUGACCGGGGUGCCUCUGCAGGGGGGUAACUGGACCCUGGAUGGAAGAAUGGAAGGAAGCUGCUGCUGCUGUCACUUUGAAUUCAGCAACAGACAGAGGGAAUGCAUUUGUGCGUGAACGCGUGCGUGUGAGUGAGUGAGUGUGAUAGUCGACAUAUGUGUUUGUGGACUGUUGAGUGUGUGUGCAGUUGUAUGAUGUGGUUGAGUAAAGCAUUCCUUGAAAGACGUAUUCGACACUGGGCUCCUGCAUCAAAGCCAGCUCAGCAGGGGCUAGAAGUAACUCCACAUAUAUGAACAUGUCAGUUAAAUCUUCAGUGUAGAGUCAUUUGUUUCUGUUCAGUAUUCUAUCCUUUACAUAAGAAGUAUUAUCACAGACUGCCUAAGAAAUGAUGUGUAGUUGUAUCUUGCCUCUUUUUAGUCAUUUUGAUGAUCAACAUGUUGUGUACACUAAACAAAAUGAUGACCAUCUCCCUGUUUCUCCAUGUUUUUUUUUUUUUGAUGCUCAAAAACUGAGGUUGCAGUCUUAGUACUUUACAACACUGUAAAAGGUUUACGUGACACAUUCCUAGUUGCAUACUGUAAUUUUGCAACACAGACUUUCAUUUACAUGUAUCUACUGUAGCACUGUAGAACAGUUGAAACUGGUGAAAUGUCAAAGGUGAAUCAGGACAUUACAGAAUCUGCUCCUUUCUAAAACCAAAGGUAUAGAUUGUGCCUGUUUAAAGGGUGUUCUUACUUUUAUCUUUCACCGUUUUGUUUUUAUCAAAGUGGCCUUUUGUUAUGGAAAACCUACACAAAGUUGCUGAUAAGUUCAUAAUUGUUUGCGAAAUCUCACUUAAAUACUGGAAUGUCAAUGAAAACUUAUUGUACCAAAGAAUCGCAUCCCUUGAUCUUGCAGUAUUUGAAGCCUUGGGUUUACUGGAAAUACAGUGCAGAUACUCAGUUUUAAUACACACACACAAAAAAGGUUUGGACCAGCUCACUGUACAGUUUUCUGUAACAUUAAGAUAAACAAUGUGUACAGUUUAUGUCUUUAUUUCUAUGAGGGGUUUCCUCUAAUUUCAGCCAUCAGCUAUUAGGCUUUGUCAUCUGCAUAUGGUAGUCUUCUCUGUGAUGCUGUACUACAUACAUACUGUGUAAGUAUGACUUGUUGAACUGCACUCGGUGCAUGAGGGGUGUGAUAAGGAAUUAAAAAAUGGUGACCCUGGUUGCCAUAUAAGCGGCUUUCGGGUAUCAAACCCAGUGACUCACAAUACAAAAAAGGAAUCAUGAACUGUCAUUUUGAAAUGGUAAACUAAUGCAGGGUAAAGGCAGUUUUCUUCUCCUUUUUUUUUUCUGUUCCUUAAUUCUGUGUAUCUCAAGAUGAGUUUGUGGUGAAUCACCAAUGGAGUCAUUUUCUUGUCUUGGAGAUCCGCUUUGAUGUUGUUUAAGUGAUGAUACUUAAUGCCGGCCCUCAUUAGCACUGCUUGCUAAAUGGUAACAAAAAUGUGCCUUCCGAACGCCAACAUGGAUAAUGUGCUGUCAUGUACAGCUCGUCUUAAUGGUGCACUGUUAUUGUGUAUAAGGAGGUUGGAAAGGCACCUCUGCAGCAGAUAAUGUGCAGAAAGUAAACCUCAUUUUCAUGUUGAUGAUUAACUCACACUACAAGUUUAUUACGGGCGAAAGAGUGUCAAGAAAACACUAUAUAGAUAAUGUGAAGAAUUCAUCUAAAAAGAAAAAGUGUAUACAUGUAGCUGCAGUAGUUUUUCUCUUAUACUAUACUGUUGUAUGUUUUUUUUAUUCUGUGCCCCACACUUGAUCCUUCUCCUUGUCAUCUCAAUGCAUCAUUUCUCAACUUAGGAGUUCAUUUUACGAGUUUUGUACAUUAUCUCCAAUCUCAAAGAAAAACAUUUUUAAAAAAUAAAACAUUACCAAAGAAACGUACGAUUAUUGUUUUGGACACAUUUACACACAAGACAUUUGAAUACAUCUCCUUGACCUGUGGGAAACUACAAUGGACAUUUUUCAUCAUUUUCUGAUGGUUUGUAGAA
Chelmon rostratus (copperband butterflyfish) is the source of this 3549-nucleotide messenger RNA. RefSeq names its product MyoD family inhibitor domain containing (gene mdfic). The transcript has 5 exons. Bases 661 to 1503 code for a protein of 280 amino acids. The record is from RefSeq and is a predicted model, not a curated record. Lineage: Eukaryota; Metazoa; Chordata; Actinopteri; Chaetodontiformes; Chaetodontidae.